GAGUACGUCUUCGGCAUCAUCAGCGAUCCAACUGUGAAUAUUCACAUCAGCAAAAAUCCGCAAAAUGAAGACCAUUUUCGUUCUGUGCGCCUUUCUCGUGGCCGGCGUUCUGGGCGCCGACGGAGAGGAGAUGAAGGACAAGCGCGGCCUCGUGGGCUUCGGCUAUGGACUGUCGCCUUACGGAGGCUACCCAGGCGCCGGUUACGUGCACGGAUAUCACGGCUACGGGUACAGAGGCUUCGGCUACCCGUACGACGGCUACCAACAUCCUUACGCCUACUCCCCGGGCGCCCUGGCCUAUCACGGUUCCCACUUUGGAUACGGCGGAGCGCCGUUUUACCACUAAACACUCCCGCUAAAGCCGCCAGAUGCAAAGAAAUUGCAGAUCCAUCGAACUUUGGAUUGUCUCUAUCAAUAUCUCUGAACAAAAAAAAAAGCCUUUUUUCAUUUCAAAUUGUUUUCUUCUUGUUUUCAUGCAAAUAAAUUGAAUUGAAUCGACAAA
This is a messenger RNA of Phlebotomus argentipes, 502 nucleotides long. Its product is annotated as prisilkin-39-like. NCBI's taxonomy places the organism in Eukaryota, Metazoa, Arthropoda, Insecta, Diptera, Psychodidae. The transcript has 2 exons. Bases 65 to 346 code for a protein of 93 amino acids. The record is from RefSeq and is a predicted model, not a curated record.